Molecule: messenger RNA, 3946 nt
Organism: Drosophila rhopaloa
Lineage: Eukaryota; Metazoa; Arthropoda; Insecta; Diptera; Drosophilidae
Product: pollen-specific leucine-rich repeat extensin-like protein 1
Exons: 1
Coding region: 1472-3799 (775 amino acids)
Biological process (GO): tricarboxylic acid cycle; isocitrate metabolic process
Cellular component (GO): mitochondrion
Molecular function (GO): isocitrate dehydrogenase (NAD+) activity; magnesium ion binding; NAD binding
Source: RefSeq, a predicted model, not a curated record
UCCGAACUUAAUGUCAGAACACACAGGGAAAUGCUAUCUGUACAAAUGUUUGCUUUCGCCGGUCAUACAGCAGUAUACUAGAUACAGAUAUCGGGUAAUCUCUGUGUGGUAAGUUGGAUAGUCAGAUAAAGCCCCCCAAAUGCGCAUUCCACUAGACAGCUUGGCGAUGCGACCCCUUGGUGAAUUAUAAUUUCGGAGGUGUUCGAGUGUGGAUGAGUUAAGCCCGGCCAGGGAUCAUCAAUCAUUUAAUAAUACAUGCACGACUCAUCGCCAACGCUAAAAACCAAGAGCAACUAACUAAAAACCCAAAAAUAAAAACAAAAGCGAUCCAAAAGCGUAAAAAAAUCCCCCUACGCUUGAGCGGUACAAAAAUCCACCAAAUAUGAAUAUAAAUGCGAGCUUAGCACUGGCAGAACAGUAGGAAAAUUUAAUAAAACUUGGAAACAGGAGGGCGAGAACUGCUGCUUUGUCUGCAACUCGAUGCCACACCAUUCACUUUUCGUUAUUAAUAUAUUUUUUCGGUUAAAAUUAUGCUAAUCCGUUGAAAUAUGAUUAUGCCGAAUGACAACGGCGUGACGGGGGCGGAGGGGGCGUGGUUGGUCUGGCGGAUCGGUCGCAUAUAUGUCGGCAGGUGUGCCCAUUAAAACGAGGGCUUGUGCAUAAUUUGAUUGCCUUUCGCAGCUAAUUUCGUUUACUGGGAAACCCGAGCACCGCGGAGCACUCUCGUCUAAUUAAAUACAUGACGGAAAUUUUCAUAUUAAAUCAUUUGCGAGUUCUUCUCCCAGGGCUGAAGUGAAACUUUUUCAAUUAAAGAAAAGUCGACCUUCAAAGCAAACAAAUUUCGAAAAUGAAAUUGUAGGCGAAAAAGUAAUUUAAUUAGCUUAACCCAAAUAGGAAUAAACAAAACGAAACCGAAUCAGAGAAAAGUCCUCCGAGUCGAAAUCGAAAGGGUUCCCGGCCAGCUCUCGUCGCGUGCUUUCAUUUUGGCCGAGAAAGUUUCACUUCUUUGACGGUGACAGUCGCCAAACUUGGAGGCGCCAAAAGCAAAAGCAAAAGCCAGAGCAGAGCUGGCAAUAAGAAACGGUGGCCUAAAAGCUAUGCAAAUUGGAACUGGAACUUGUGGCGAGUCGGCCAAGUGUUGACUUCCGUCAUCUGCAAAUGAAUUUUUUAAAAUUCCAAGAAAUUUUAGUGCAAGAGUCAGUGAGGUUUAGUAUUUCGGAUUUUGGGAAUAGGAAAUGCAACCGAUUAUCUUUAAAUUUUAGAUAAUAAGAAUCUUAGCGUAAGACCACAUUUUAUAGCCACAACUAGGAAAAAAUGUAUUCUUGGCCAUAUUAGCCAAGAAUAAAGAACUAUACAGUUUUAAUUAUUCAAACUCCAUGUAACUUAGAACAAUAAGUCGAUCGAAUGACCUCGACAGAAUAAUUCAACACCACAUUUCCAGGCAAAUAUUUAAUCUAAAUUCCAAUAGACCAUGUCGGGCAAACUAUUCAAAUUCACCGCUCCUGGUAGGCAUCCAAGUACCACCUGUUUUCACACCAAUCAGAGCAUACUUUAUCUGGUGGACAAUGCAAUUAACCGGAUUCGAAAGCCGCUUAUUGAAUCUUGGUGUCGCAGGCGCAUCGGGGAGUACGAAAAAAAGGAAGUCCCUGUACGGCAGCAAGUUCCAAGGAUCCGAAGGGUUCGCUAUCCGCAAGCUAAGGAAAAUCCCUUCCGUAGGAUCCCCGACUGUCUGCCAGGAAAGGGAGAGGUCCUCGAGCCCACUCGCAUUCAACCGCCGCGGAAUUCCAUGUGGUACUCAGCAAUAAGGUUCUUUAGUAGCUCCACUAUUGAUGGAGACUCUGGUGAACCACCAGAAGAUCGUGAGGGAAAGCUGAUUAAGUUCCCAGUGCGAUCUCGUUCAGAGAAACUGCAAAAAGGAAAGGUUGAAACCUCGGAAAUAGAUUCGGUUACCUUCGGCACAAAAGAACCAUCUCAGUCAGAUCGUUUAUCAGGACUGUCAGAAAAGUCCUCGCUCAAGGAGUUAACCCCAGAGGCUUUGGAUAAAUCGGGAACACAUGGAGAAGAUGAGGAUCUCGAAGAUGUUAUAAUCAGAUCCAUUUCUGAGUCGAUCAACUCAUUUGGUGAAUCAAACGAUCCCUCUGGAAUCCAGUCCCAGCCACCGGAACAAAGCCAAGGUGGAAGUAAUCCGCCGACUGGAAGUAAACCACCUACCAAACCGCCUUCAGGACAUAACGAUCCUUCAAAACCACCGACAAUUAAAACAAACCCACCGGCAAUAGGGAAAAAUACCGGAGCAGGAGGUAAGCCCCCUAUUAAAACGUCCACUGGAGGUAAAGCGCCCACCAAUCCUCCUUCGGGAAGUAACCCUCCCGGGAAAACGCCUGGAGGAAGUAACCCCCCCGGGAAACCGCCUGCAGGAAGUAAGCCCCCCAAUCCUCCUGGUAAGCCACCUGCAGGAAGUAAACCUCCUAGUAAGCCGCCCACAGGAAGCAAUCCUCCCAGUAAACCUCCUGCAGAAAAAAAACCUCCAAGUAAACCGACAGCAGCAAGUAGUCCUCCUAGUAAGCCGCCUGCGGCAAGUAAACCGCCAGCAGGAAAUAAGCCUCCCAGUAAACCUCCCAGUACACCACCUGGUAAACCACCAACCGCAAGUAAACCUCCCAGUAAACCACCCAGUACACCACCUAGUAAACCACCAUCAGCAAGUAAGCCUCCCAGUAAUCCGCCCGCAGGGUCAAAACCACCAACAUCUGGAGGAAAGUCUGGAAAGGAUGCAGGUGGAUCGAGAGUCAUAACCUUGAUGCCUGGCGACGGCAUUGGACCGGAGAUCUCGAUGGCGGUGAUCCAGGUGCUCGAGGCCGCGAAAGCACCUCUAAUCUUUGAGCCCGUGGACGUGACGCCAGUGACCAAUGCCCAGGGUCACACCACAGUGCCCGACCAGGUGAUCGAGAGCAUGAACCGAACGAAGGUGGGUCUGAAAGGACCCCUGAUGACACCAGUGGGUACUGGCUUCCGCUCCCUGAAUCUCACCCUUCGCCAGCUGUUCAAUCUGUACGCCAACAUCCGACCUUGCCGAUCUCUGCCUGGAGUGGAAACCAUUUACGGCGAUGUGGACAUUGUGACCAUUCGGGAGAACACCGAGGGCGAGUAUUCGGGCAUCGAGCACACCCUGGUCAACGGGGUGGUGCAGAGCAUCAAGCUGAUCACCCGGAAGGCCUCGCUCCGAGUGGCCGAAUACGCUUUUCAGUACGCCCUGGACAUGAAUAGGAAAAAGGUUACGGCCGUGGCCGAAUCCCAGGCCAUGAGAAUGUCCGACGGAUUAUUCCUGCGAUGCGUCCGGGAAAUGGCCGCCAAAUACAAGAGCAAAAUGGACCAGGCGGGCAUUGUCUACGAAGAGUCUACCAUGACCACGGUUUGCCUGAAUAUCGUCCAGAAUCCCAAGCGAUACGAUAUGCUGGUGCUUCCCAACUUAUACGGAGAUAUCAUAUCGGAUACUUGUGCCGGAUUGAUAGGUGGUUUGGGUCUGACGCCCUCGGGAAAUGUGGGCACCCAAGGCGCCAUUUUUGAGUCGGUGCAUGGAACUGCUCCGGAUAUUGCUGGCAAGGAUUUGGCCAAUCCCACGGCCCUGCUACUGUCCUCUGUGAUGAUGCUGCACUACAUCGGAAUGCACGAGCACGCGGACAAUAUAGAACAGGCCGUGUUGAAGACCAUCAAGGAUGACAACAUCCGCACCAUGGACUUGGGCGGCACGGCCAAGUGCUCCGAUUACACCAGCGCUCUAAUCAAGAACCUUAAGUAAUCCAAUUCAAUCCUAAUUAAAUUAUUCUUGUCUUUAAUUUUGGCGCUUAUUGUUAAAUUCAAAGAUCAAAUUUUCGUUUAAAUACCCUUGAGGUCUUUUGUUAAAUAAUAAAUAGUUAAAGAACCUGGCUAUUAGAUCUCUGCCAUA